Messenger RNA from Myxocyprinus asiaticus (Chinese sucker), 551 nucleotides. RefSeq names its product nucleophosmin/nucleoplasmin, 2a (gene npm2a). The transcript is spliced from 5 exons. Gene Ontology annotation, molecular function: histone binding; RNA binding; chromatin binding. Lineage: Eukaryota; Metazoa; Chordata; Actinopteri; Cypriniformes; Catostomidae. The record is from RefSeq and is a predicted model, not a curated record. The coding region runs from base 1 to 321 and encodes 106 amino acids. Gene Ontology annotation, cellular component: nucleoplasm; nucleolus; cytoplasm. Gene Ontology annotation, biological process: chromatin remodeling.
AUGACUCUUUGUGCACUCCGUGGUUCUCAGGCCACAGCUGUCUUUAAAGCAGAUAAUGAUCUUCUGGAGAACCAGUUUUUCAUCAAAACGAUAUGUCUUAGAGAGGAGGCAGGAGAUGAGAUGCAUGUUGUGGCUGUUUGUGAUGGGAUCAGUGGUCCCAAACCAUUGCCCAUCGCUACCCUUCACCAUUGUAUGCCAGUGAUCAGCUUUCCUGUUUUGGAGCUUAUACCCCCUGUCACCUUUAAAUUGUGUUCUGGAAAAGGACCUUUGUUAAUUUCUGCUCUGCAUAUUACAUUGAAUCCUAUUGAAAUGACUGAGUGAGAGGAGGAUGAUGAAGAUGGUUAAAUGACAGUGAUGUGGCUCUGGAGAGCUUUUUUUUUUUUUUUUUUUUGACAGUUCGAAUCAUGAUGGGUUAAUUGGGAAAGCAAUAAUUGUGCAGCCUAUUGAUUUCUGUUACUAAAGCUUCUCGGUGUUACCCAACAAUCAAAUAUUGUUUUAACACUAAUGCAAAAACUACAAGCCUGGGCAACUUGUAAAUUAAUAAAAAUGAG